This is a messenger RNA of Mytilus californianus (California mussel), 2204 nucleotides long. Its product is annotated as nitric oxide-associated protein 1-like. The transcript is spliced from 9 exons. Gene Ontology annotation, molecular function: GTP binding. The record is from RefSeq and is a predicted model, not a curated record. Bases 74 to 2185 code for a protein of 703 amino acids. NCBI's taxonomy places the organism in Eukaryota, Metazoa, Mollusca, Bivalvia, Mytilida, Mytilidae.
AGAAAAUCAAAUAGAUCCGCUUUAACGAAAAUGUGAUUAUUUUUUUGUUUUACAUAAAAAACAAGAUUUCAACAUGUUUGGAAGAUAUGUCAGUCAUUGCAUUUCACUCCCUUGUAAACUGUCGGGCACAUUAAAGGAAAUAAACAGAUCCUACUGUGUUACAAAGAAAUUAGUGCAAAUAUCACGGAAAUAUUCAACAGAAACUAACAAAUCAAGAAUCCUGUCAGCAAUUACAGAAUUUAUGUUAAAGGAAAGAGGAUUUGAAGUGAAGCAAACUGUUAUUUCUUCAAAGCAAAACGAUAAUUUAAUUUACGAACUGGAAGAUGGAUUAGAUGACGAGUAUGAUCUCGAAGAACAAAAUCCGUUGAUGUAUGCUGAAGGAGAAUUAGAAGAUAAUAUAGAAGAUGUCAUAGCAAGUCAACAAAUAAAUAAAACUGAAAGUAUAGCUUUUACACAGAGUAAUGAAGAAAUCAAAAUGGGAAAGCCAGAUCCUGGAGUUCCAAUGAGCAAUAUCUCUUGUCAAGGCUGUGGAGCCUUUUAUCAUUGUAAAGAUCCUUCCAUAACAGGGUACUUACCAAGUGAAAGGUUUUUGUCUCUUACAAAACAGCAAUUACGAAGAAGUUUGUGUCAAAAAUGUAGUUUAAUGCAUAAUCAUAAUAUAUGUCUUAAUGUAAGGUCAUCUGAGGAAGAAUUUCAAAACAUUAUUGAAACAAUAAAUGAAGAGAUGGCUCUUUUAGUGUUAAUUGUCGAUGUUACUGAUGUCAGAAAUAGUUUAAUGCCAAACUUAUUCAAACUUCUAAAGAAACAGAGUCGCCCAAUAUUCAUUAUUGGAAAUAAAGUUGAUUCAAUUCCAAUGGAUGCAUCUGGCUAUUUGAAACGAAUAAAAAAUUAUUUAUUUCAAGAAUGUAAAGAGGCUGGUCUUAAUCCUAAUGGUAACAAUAUAAAGUACUGUGGACUAAUUAGUGCUAAAACUGGGUAUGGAAUAGAAGAUCUAAUAUCAAAUUUAAUGGUUCAGUGGAAACACAAUGGGAAUGUGUAUUUACUUGGAAAUACAAAUGCUGGGAAAUCUACAUUGUUUAAUGCACUCCUUCAGUCAGAUUAUUGCAAAUCUAGAGCAAGGGAAAUAGUUCAUAGAGCUACAGUUUCAGUAUGGCCAGGAACAACAAUCAGCACAUUAAAAUUUCCAAUAUUGAACCCUAAAUCUUGGAGAAUGCAAAUGCGUGAAGCAAGGUUAAAACAAGACAAGCAGACUUUAGUUGAGGAAAGAAAUCUCCAGAAAUCUAUAGUGCAAGAAAAAGAAAACUUAAGGAGUCAAUGGAAAUCUUCAACUUUGUCAGGCUAUUUAGGUGUAACAGACUUCAGAGAAGACUACCAAGAGCCUCCUAGAUAUGACCUGGCUACUUUUGAAAUGAAGCAUGAUUCUCUGGUUUCUAAGAGUGGACGUGACCAUCUCUUAGAUCUACCUACUGGUAUAAACUUUGAUGAUGUUGAAUAUCAGCAACAAAACAGAUGGCUUUUAGAUACACCUGGUGUUAUUUGUGAACAGCAGGUAAGUUGGCAUUUAGAUACACUUUGUGUUAUUUGUGAACAGGAGGUAAGUUGGCAUUUAUAUACACCUGGUGUUAUUUGUGAACAGCAGAUAAUCAACUUGUUGACACCCACUGAGCUUAUAAAACUGCUGCCAACUGAUGUGGUACCACCUAGAGUUUAUUUGUUAAAACCUGGACAGUCUAUGUUUAUUACAGCCUUUGGGAGAGUAGAUUUUAUUGAGGGGAUAAGGCCAGUGUUUAUAACAGUCCAUGUAACUUCCAAUAUUAAGGUUCACAUUAAAGAUAAAGAAGAGGCUGAUGAUUUCUAUGAUAAAGCCUAUGGGACAAGUGUAUUACAGGUACCUAUUGGAGAUGAAGAAAGACUGGACAGUAUACCAUCAUUAGUUGGAAGGGAGUAUCAUUUGACAAACUUUUUGUCCUGUGACCAUGCCAUUGCAGACAUUCAGCUUUCAUCACUAGGCUGGGUUUCUGUUACUAAAAGUGAUCACAAUGAUGUAAGAUUAAGAGCCUACACACCAGGAGCUAGAGGACUCUAUUUUAGAGAACCAGCAUUGUUGCCUAAUAUUAAGGCUUUCAGAGGAAAGAGAAUUGGAGGGAAACAAGAAUACAGAAUUCAGCCCCCAAAAAUGCUUUAGACAAUAAAUAUUUCAAUGA